Molecule: messenger RNA, 2195 nt
Organism: Gaeumannomyces tritici R3-111a-1
Lineage: Eukaryota; Fungi; Ascomycota; Sordariomycetes; Magnaporthales; Magnaporthaceae
Exons: 5
Coding region: 389-1843 (484 amino acids)
Biological process (GO): protein N-linked glycosylation; cell wall mannoprotein biosynthetic process
Cellular component (GO): mannan polymerase complex
Molecular function (GO): alpha-1,6-mannosyltransferase activity
Source: RefSeq, a predicted model, not a curated record
ACGCAUUCCCGUCCGUCUGGACAGCGAACUGAAAAAAAAGGGGACGGAUUGGGAAGAAGAAAGCGAAUUGCUGGUCUGAGGAGCCGACGUCGUGGCUGAUUCAGAUUCAUCACGAAUGGACAACGCCCUUCUCUCCUUGGCUGUUUUUGCCUUUCCUGUGUGCCGUCCCAACGGCUCUCGACCGCCAAGCCCUGCCGACCCCCAUUUUCUUUUAUCUCCUUCGUCCAAUUCUUUCUCGUGAUGCAUUGACGUACCCGCCUGUCCACGAUCCCACGAAGCUACGCGAUCCGACGGCCUAGGACUCGGUCUACUCGCCGCCCAUCUCCCUCCCGCCCCGAGGGCUGCCGUCCCGCCAACAGAGCCGCUCAGUUCGGCCACCGCGAGCGCGAUGCUACCGUCAUACUCGGCCAAGGCCAAGGUUACGCCCCGGCACCAGGCCACGGGCUACUCCAACGGCUACCCGCCUUCAUCCAACACACUGGAGUUCUCUCCGCACAGGUAUCAACCUCGCACAACACCCUCAUUACGACGCCGACGACGGAUAAUCGCACGGCUCGGGAUCGUAACCGCCCUCGUCUUCUUCCUGUGCGUCGUGUGGCCCGGCUUCGACACGGUCGCGUCCCUCUUCUCGCUCGGCCUCGUCGGCAGCGGCGGCGCACAAAGCCUCGUCGAGACGGUGCGCUACUAUGACCUGUCUAACGUGCAGGGCACGGCGCGGGGCUGGGAGCGCGAGGAGCGCAUCCUGAUGUGCGUGCCGCUCCGCGACGCCGAGUCGCACCUGGGCAUGUUCUUCUCGCACCUGCGCAACUUUACCUACCCCCACCACCUGAUCGACCUGGCCUUUCUGGUGUCCGACUCCAAGGACAACACACUCAAGGUGCUCGUCGACAGCCUCGAGAAGAUCCAGUCCGACCUGGACUCGGACCAGUGGUACGGCGAGGUCUCUAUCAUUGAGAAGGACUUUGGCCAAAAGGUCAACCAGGACGUCGAGAGCCGCCACGGCUUUGCCGCCCAGGCCAGCCGCCGGAAGCUGAUGGCCCAGGCCCGCAACUGGCUGCUCAGCGCCGCCCUACGCCCUUACCACUCGUGGGUCUACUGGAGGGAUGUCGACGUCGAGACGGCUCCCUUUACCAUUUUGGAGGACCUGAUGCGCCACAACAAGGACGUGAUCGUGCCGAAUGUCUGGCGCCCUCUCCCCGACUGGCUCGGCGGAGAACAACCAUACGAUCUCAACUCAUGGCAGGAAUCCGAGACGGCCCUGGCUCUUGCCGACACGCUGGACGAGGAUGCCGUCAUCGUCGAGGGCUACGCCGAGUACGCGACGUGGCGGCCUCAUCUGGCAUACCUCCGCGACCCCUACGGUGACCCGGACAUGGAGAUGGAGAUUGACGGAGUCGGCGGUGUCAGCAUUCUGGCCAAGGCCAAGGUUUUCCGAUCCGGCUGCCACUUUCCCGCCUUUAGCUUUGAGAAGCACGCCGAGACGGAAGGGUUUGGCAAGAUGGCCAAGAAGAUGGGGUAUUCCGUCGUUGGGCUGCCCCACUACACGAUUUGGCACUUGUACGAGCCUAGCGUCGACGACAUCAAGCACAUGGAGGAGAUGGAGCGUGAGCGUAUCGCUCGCGAGGCCGAGGAAAAGGAAAAGGCCGAAAAAGCACAAAAGAUGAAGGACACUUUUGGUGACGCGGGCGGCCAGUGGGAAAAGGACAAGAAGGCCAUCGAGAACAUUGCGCAGGGCGAGAAGAAGCCUACCGACAAGGCCAAGGCCGAAGGCAAAGCCAAGGCGGACGGCAAGGACACUAAAGACACCAAGAAGACGGACGACAUCAAGGCCAAGAAGGAGUAGUCACUCCUGCUGUCGACACGACCCCUUAAUCGCGGCGGCAUAUUCUUACUACAUCAUGCGUAUUGCUUCCUUGCUCCAUCGACCAGGCGAGGGAAAACAUAACGGUCCAGGCAUAUCAUUACUGUACUGUAACAACAUAGCGAGCCCGGCCGAGGCUGCCGUGGCUUCUGGAUCUUUUGGGCGUUUGUUUGAGGGCGGCAUCUGAUGCGACGAAUCUAGAUAUAACACGGCACUCCUGGGAGUGGUGUUUUCCUUGUCUUCACUUGUUUUUACUUGUGCACCAGCUAAAUAGAAUCCAUGGCCUGUUUCAACGAGUCGAAGAUGGGAUGGGAAUUGAAGAUGUGCUGCUGUG